GACAAGGGUGUAUUUUAUCUCCCUAUUUGUUCAAUCUGUAUGCAGAACAUAUAAGAAAAGCUGUAGAAAAGCUGUACUACUGGCAGAAAGCGGAAAUAAAUUGAAACGACUUCUGAUGAAAGUUAUAGAAGAAAGUGCAAAAGCAGGAUUGAAAUUGAAUAUUAAGAAAAUAAAAAUCAUGCCCACAGAAAAAAUAGAUAAUUUUAUUGUUACCAGUGAAGAAAUUGAAAUUGUAAAGAUUUUACAUUUGAAACAUGGUGCCGGGGAAGAAUGUUGUUGAGAAGAAUGUUUACCUUUGCUGACAAAAAGACAAACAAGUGGGUCUUGGAUCUAAUCAAACUAGAGCUUUCCCUAGAAGCGAAAAUAAGAAAACUGAGGCUGUCAUACUUUGGGGGUAUUAUGAGAAGGGCAUUAUGGCACUCCCUGGAGAAGAUAAUCAUGCUAGGGAAAGUAGAAGGCAGAAAAAGAAAAGGAAGACCAAAUAUGAGAUGGAUUGACUCUAAGGAAAGCCACUACUUUAAAUUUUGAAUGGCUGAGCAGAGCUGUCAUAGAGUAUUUUGGAGAGCUUUCAUACAUAUGGUUACCAUAAGUUGGAGAUGCCUUGAUAGCACAUAACAACAAGGUAGCAUUCACUGCAAUGCCAAACCUGUGUUUCAUCCAUGCAGCACCCCAUCCCUAUGGCACAGUUCCUGUUUGAGAGUGACUUGCAUGGGCUGUUGAAGUUGGAUGCCCCUAUACCAAAUGCACCUCCUGCACGAUGGCAGCGCAAAGCCAGGGAGGCUGCUAUUGGCAGCACUGGAUCUGCCUCGGACACCACAGCUCCUUCACCUAUGAAGCCAGCUAACAGACCCCAUAGCACCAGCAAAACACCUUCUAAAACACCAGGCAAGUCAGGUUCCAAAGGACAAAACACUCCAAAUAAAACUGGAGGGGAUAGAUACAUUCCCAGUCGUAGUGCUAUGCAAAUGGAUGUGGCCAACUUCCUCCUGACCAAAGAUGAUGACUCUGAUGAGACACCCACCAAGAAGGAGCAUCAAAAGGCCUGGGCAAUGAACCUUAAUGGCUUUGAUGUAGAAGAGGCAAAAAUCCUGAGGCUGAGUGGGAAGCCCCAGAAUGCCCCUGAAGGAUACCAGAACAAUCUCAAAGUGCUUUACAGCCAGAAGAGCACACCAGGCUCCACUCGGAAGAAUGGUAGAUACAUAGCCUCCAUGUCAGACCGGAUUCUAGAUGCACCAGACAUUCGCAACGACUACUAUCUGAACCUCAUUGAUUGGAGCACCCUCAAUUUCUUGGCUGUGGCUUUGGAUAAAACAGUGUAUCUCUGGAACUAUGAUUCCCGAGAAAUAAUACAGCUUAUGCAGAUGGAGCACCCAGAUGACUAUAUUUCCUCUGUGUCUUGGAUCAAAGAGGGAAAUUACCUUGCUGUUGGCACAAGUAAUGCAGAGGUCCAGUUGUGGGACAUCCAGCAGAAGAAACGUCUACGAAACAUGGUCAGUCAGUCAUCCCGUGUGAGCUCCCUAAGCUGGAACAACUACAUCCUGUCCAGUGGGUCAAGAACUGGUCACAUCCAUCACCAUGAUGUUCGUGUGGCACAGCACCAUGUGGCAACACUUGCUGGCCAUACACAAGAAGUGUGUGGGCUCAAGUGGGCACCUGAUGGCCGUUACCUAGCCAGUGGGGGAAAUGACAACCUGGUAAAUAUAUGGUCAACUGUCCAAGGGGAAAAUGGAUCAGUUAAUCCUGUACAGACCUUCACACAACACCAGGGAGCUGUUAAGGCUGUGGCUUGGAGUCCAUGGCAGUCUAAUGUGCUGGCAACAGGAGGCGGAACAAGUGACCGACAUAUCAGGAUAUGGAAUGUGUGUUCCGGUGCCUGCCUUAACGCAGUGGAUGCACAGUCCCAGGUAUGUGCAGUACUUUGGUCCACAAACUACAAAGAACUUGUUUCUGGUCAUGGCUUUGCCCAAAAUCAGCUUGUGGUAUGGAAAUACCCAUCCAUGUCCAAGGUUACAGAACUCAAAGGUCAUACUGCUCGAGUGCUAAGCCUGACAAUGAGCCCAGAUGGGACUACAGUGGCAUCAGCAGCAGCAGACGAAACCUUGAGACUUUGGCGCUGCUUUGAGCUUGACCCAGCACGUAAGAAGGAGAAAGAAAGCAGUGCCAAGAGCAGCAUUAUCCACCAAGGCAUCCGCUGAGCCUGGCCCAGUCCUCUCCCAAUAUAUUGCUUUAUGUACAGAAUUUUAAACUAUUAAUAAAUAUUCUCUCUCCCCUAGAUAUGGUGUUAAUAUAUGGGUUGAUGUUUGGGAUAGGGUGGAAAAGGUGUAUUUGAUUUAUGCUGACCAUCUGCAAGGCUUUGGACUAUAUACAGUGUAAUAAAACAAAGUAACAACUGUUGAUGGCAAACUAAAUCCAGAGACUUCAUCCAGAAUUAAGCUGUAGUCCAGAAGAUAAAGAUAGGUACUUGUUCAUUUCUGGUAACUAUCUUGAUCUUCUUGUGUGGUUCUUAAAGUUAUGCUUCUUAGAAAUAAGUCUAAGUAAUGUAAGGAAUCUUUGCUUCAUGAAUAGCUGUGUGUGUAAUCAUGAGAGGAACUCCCUUAGGAAAUAAGGAGAAGAAAUUUUCGAUGCAAAGUCAAGAGGGCAUCUGGCACUGCACAAGAGGGGCUAAUAUAACAAAGCAGUAUGCCCCCUUUAGUCCUGAAGUGUAGUAUGAUUUUCUCUGCUUGGUGCUAUCCAACUCUAAGCCCUGGUGUGCACUCCAGCCAGUAGGAGGAAGGAUCUUUUAAUCUGCAAACUGGUUAAGGGGCUGGGCUGGGAGGUACCACCAGUUCUGUAGAGGCUGUUGUCUUUCUGCCUCCAGUGUUUCAAAAGGGAUGAUAAUAUGAAGGAAAUGAAAGAGUGAGAAUAUAGUGGCAGUUUAAACAGGAAAGAGGUGCUCUUUCCUGUUGCCAUUGAAAAGGGUGGGGGGACAAGAGUUGCUCUUCUUGCCACCCCUCCAUCCCUUUUCAGCCCUAGAAAUGAAUAAUGGGAUUCACCUUUUCUACCCCCGAUAUAAGGCAAAU
Varanus komodoensis (Komodo dragon) is the source of this 3059-nucleotide messenger RNA. It is a transcript of the gene CDC20, whose product is annotated as cell division cycle 20. The record is from RefSeq and is a predicted model, not a curated record. Gene Ontology annotation, cellular component: anaphase-promoting complex. Bases 660 to 2195 code for a protein of 511 amino acids. NCBI's taxonomy places the organism in Eukaryota, Metazoa, Chordata, Lepidosauria, Squamata, Varanidae. Gene Ontology annotation, biological process: positive regulation of ubiquitin protein ligase activity; anaphase-promoting complex-dependent catabolic process; positive regulation of anaphase-promoting complex-dependent catabolic process. Gene Ontology annotation, molecular function: anaphase-promoting complex binding; ubiquitin ligase activator activity; protein binding. The transcript has 10 exons.